Schistosoma turkestanicum is the source of this 2065-nucleotide messenger RNA. The record is from the annotation of a GenBank genome assembly. Lineage: Eukaryota; Metazoa; Platyhelminthes; Trematoda; Strigeidida; Schistosomatidae.
UAUCCAUCUUAGUAACUUGAUUUCGCUCAUGAAGCGUUGCGAAAGCUCAAAACUCGAGCUCUGCUACUCGGGAAGAAAGAAACUGAAAAUCUUACCUCCAUAUCCACCCGGCUCUCACAUAUGCCUUUCUGGGUUUUCACUUUUACCAUUUGACUUGAAAUUUCAGAUACUAUCGCUAGUUGAAGUUAGUGACCUAGUAAAUCUUUGGAAAGUUUGCAAAGACUUCCAGCUGAUGAUUGAAAAAUACUGCGCCAGUAGUUCGUGUCCACAGUUAUCACAGUUCUACUAUCCACACAAACAUGAAUUACAAUCACCCUUCAGUACUAGAUUGUCUGUUUCGUUGUACAAACAGACUGGAAAUUUGUUUCGUAGGAUCUAUCACCACCGACCAUUUUGUAGUAAACUUCAAUUUCUGGAGCUUGGUUUACGCAGACACAUGCCACAUCGAGAAGAUUCUUUAAGCACCGUUCGAAAUAUACGGGAACUAGACUACUGUCCAAGCUUUUGCUGUAUAGGUCUUUCAAAAUGCUUAGCUUUAUUUAUGUAUGGUGUUUUUUUGAAGGAAUUCAUUUUUGGGUGGCCGGAGCAAAAUAUUCAGCGACUUUUUCACACACUUGUGCACAUAUGCUUUAAUGGAAACUUCUGGUUUCGCCUGUCAAAUUUGAUAUGUCAGAGACCAGGCGUAGAUCCUCAGUCUGAAUUAACGCUUCGCCUUUUCCUGAGAAAGAUAUUUUUAGACCCUAUUGCCUUACCACAGAUAUACGACGAGAUCAAUACAUUAUCGUCGUCCAUUCCCAAUACGAAUCACUUUUCAGCAUUUGAUAACAGCUCUGUAGCUAUUCACCACAACGAACUUCGGAAUCAGCAACCAGCUGAAUCCCAGUCGAAAACUUCUUUGGCCCUCGAAACAACCAGUAACUAUCGUUCAUCCGUAUAUCCCUCUGAUAUUGGUCUACUGACUCCAGUUUCCUCAUCUAGCAAUUAUUGUGCUAGUAAAGUUUCAUCGGAUGAUUUAUCAAUGGUCACACAAUUACCACGUGGUGCAGCAAAAUCUUCGUUAUCACCGGUUUCAACUUUGGUCAUGCAUAAUUCAUCAACCUCCUCGAAUCAACCGAUAAAUAACGAUUUCUGGCCAGCUUCCAAAAUUUUAAUGAUGAUUCUUCAAUCAUAUUCUUAUACUCAUCAAGCUAGAAUUUUAUUUAUUUUGUAUGGACCAUUACAUAGAGGAAAUCUUAUGUGGCGUACAAUGUGUGAAAAUACAGCUGCUGAUUCUCAACAAUUAUCAGCUUGUUUUGGUGAACUAGGAAAUGUACUAUCAAAUAUGUUUCAAUCUGGUCUAUGGACAUCUACGGAUAUUGUCAAUAUACUUGAUCAAAUCACAGUGACACCUGAAGAUUGGUUAGCAGAAAAUGUUGCAUGCUUAUUACAUACAUCAGGACCAAAAAUAGCACUACUAUCUGUGACAAAUAAAGCCCGCAAUGGAAAAACUGUUGAAGUCGCUGUUACUAUUACUUCACUUUGUUUAGUUCAGGUGAAAAUUCGUGCAAAAUUAACAGAACUUAUUAAUCUUGUCACUGCUACAUUCCAAGCAACAAAAGAAAAAGAUAGAACUACAUUUUUAGACCAGUUAGCUCGAUCUUUUCAAGAUGUUAUAGUUGACUUGUAUGAGACUGAUGAAUUAGAAGACCGAGUAGAAGACUUCUCGACCAUACUGAGAGCACAAGCAGAAUUCAUGCGUGCACUUAUGGCACAUAUAUACGAGGAGUAAAAUAUGAAUAUCUGCGUGUCAAAUUCGUUUUUUUUUCACUGUGGUGCUUUCAUUAGAUCUCUUUUUUAGUUUAUCUUUGUUUCGAUUAUAUAAUGCCGUAUAACUCAUUUCUGUUAUGAUUGUUACUUUAUACCAAAAAAUUGUUAUUGUUACCUCCUUUGUAUUUGUUUUUUUUGUGCACAGAUGUUGACUAAGUAUUUUUCUACCUAUUUUGUAAACCAUUUUCUAUCUUUUUUUAUACAUGUUAUGAACUAUUUAGUUUUGUAUCAAUAAACAUUUCUAGUUAUGGAAAAUUCG